Molecule: messenger RNA, 1137 nt
Organism: Dacryopinax primogenitus
Lineage: Eukaryota; Fungi; Basidiomycota; Dacrymycetes; Dacrymycetales; Dacrymycetaceae
Exons: 1
Coding region: 175-918 (247 amino acids)
Source: RefSeq, a predicted model, not a curated record
UGGUCUGGCGGUACAGCACCACACAACUUCAGCCUCGUCGCGCUCUCCGGGAUCCAAACACCCUUUGCCGACUGGACAUCUGGAACCGUAGCGGAGUUCAACGCGGACGAGAUCUGCGGCUCAGACAAUACAUGCAGCAUCGAUUUCAUGUGGCCAUCUGGCACACCCCUCAUCAUGGUCGGGAGCGACUCUACAGGGUUCGCUUCGGGAGGGACGAGCGACGUGUACAUUGUACAGCCCUCUCCGAGCAACGACAAUAGCUGCGUGCAAUCUAGCACGAACAGCAGCUACCUCGUGACUGUGCCCCAGUGGACAGACCCACCUAUUCAGUGCGGGCAGAUGCUCUCUGCCUUCCAAAGCAUCCAGUGGCCUCCACAGAUAAAGGUCAUCAUCCCCGGUGGAGAGAGCAGUGUCGUCGAGAGCCCUCAGGUCAACAGCACCGACACUACCGCUGCGCUGCUCUUCUGGAACAUGACCGUGCCGGCAGGGACGAACGUCGUCUAUGUGGUGGAAGACGCGAACGGCCCCCUAUUUGUCAGUGGACUUCGGACGGUGCAGGCGGGCAGCUCUGCAUGCAUACAGGACGGUGCAUAUUCAUCGACCGCCGGCCCCCCCGCCGGUGCCCUUAGCACAAUACCUCCGUCCAGCUUGUCCAGCAGCGGGGGGCACACCAACGCUGGUGCCAUCGCUGGAGGCGUCAUUGGCGGUAUCAUCGGGCUCAUCCUGCUCAUAGCGCUCGUGAUGUUCCUUAUGCGGAGAUACAACCAGCGCAAGAUGCUGGCGAGGAGGCAAACGAUUGGUCUCGUGGCAUAUGCCGCUACUCGGCCGGAGAGGCUGGAGAGAUCGACCUGGCCCGAAGGGCAAAGGUGGGAAAGGUACAAGGACGAGCCUGGGCGGCCGAGUGGCGAAGUGCUCUGAACGGACCCCAGCAACAGCUCACGGUUGGAACAACGCCCGAUAUUCGUAGAGGGAAAGAGGGAAGGAAUCGGUGACAGAAAUCGCAGCUCCAUCACACAUACCUUUGGAUCCACGUUGUUUUCGUCUGGUUUUGUUAUCUGCUUCAUAUCUGCGUUAUUAUGCAAAGAGCUAAUUUUUUCUCCCAAUUUAAGACUCUUUUUGUUGUAUAGUAGUAUUCGG